This is a messenger RNA of Oppia nitens, 3947 nucleotides long. It is a transcript of the gene stj, whose product is annotated as voltage-dependent calcium channel subunit alpha-2/delta-3-like. The transcript has 12 exons. Lineage: Eukaryota; Metazoa; Arthropoda; Arachnida; Sarcoptiformes; Oppiidae. Gene Ontology annotation, cellular component: voltage-gated calcium channel complex. Bases 228 to 3947 code for a protein of 1239 amino acids. The record is from RefSeq and is a predicted model, not a curated record. Gene Ontology annotation, molecular function: voltage-gated calcium channel activity.
UUAUUAAAUAUUUUGAUUAUUUGUAUUUAAAAUAAGUAAUGAGAAUAUGGAUUAUAAAAUAUAUGCUGAUUGUAGUAUAAAUUGAUGAGUGAAGCUUAUAUAGUCAUUUAGAUUAUCUAUUAUUAACACAUUUGCGUUAACAGUGUUUUUCAUGUGAGACUCGGUAUUGACUUUUGGAUCGAUAUAUGAGAGGAUUGACAAAAACGUUACUAAAUUGAGAGCAAAAGAUGGCUGCAAUCAAUAUAUGGCCACUAAUUGCUUUAAUUAUAACAUCGGCAUUGGUUCCCGUCUUAAAUCAAUCGACAUUCAUAACCGUAGAUCCAUAUGAAGUACGGAAUCUUGCGCUCAGAUUCGGCAAAGAUAUCUAUGAGGGCAGCUCUGAGUCGACGUGUGUCCGAAAAAUUACACAAAAUUUCAAAGAUAUGAACGCAAAAGUCAUUUGGUUUGACUCAAACAAAAUGAUGGAAGAUAUGAGAAACGAUGUCAUCAAUACACUUAACUGGAAGAAACAGGCCGUCGAUAGGAUAGCCAAUGAAAGCCAAAGAUUGGCUGCUAAUCACACUUAUGACAAAAAUGUUUUGGUUGAGUAUUUAAAUAUGAAGAGAUUAUAUAAUGAGAGAGAAGGAGAGCCACCGUCACAUCAUAAUGAGGAUCAGGACGUUGAGUGGAAAGCCGUCAAAUUGAGUCUUCAUCCAAACUUCGAGACCUCUAACGUCAAUCUGGACUUAAGUGCCGUUCACGUGCCUAUCAAUGUCUAUGAGAAGGCACCCGAUAUUUUAAAUGAUAUCAAAUGGUCCGAUGCAUUGACCCCUUACUUCAAGAACAACCUGGCCUUUGAUCCCGGCCUUUCGUGGCAAUUCUUCGGCUCGAGUAAAGGCUUCCUUAGAUUAUAUCCAGCCACUCAAUGGAAAACAGAUGUGGAUUUUCUUGGUUGGGAAACACCUCCACCAGAUCUAUAUGAUUGUCGAAUGAGACCUUGGUACAUCCAAGGAGCCGCUUCACCUAAAGAUAUAGUCAUUCUUCUCGAUACCAGCGGAUCAAUGACUGGAUUGCGAAAUAAAAUUGCAAAGAAUGUCGUUUCAACCAUUUUGGACACACUUACCGAUGAUGACUACGUGGCUAUUCUUAAGUUUUCAGAUAACGUCACAUUUAUAAACAACUGCUUUGAUAACUUGGUUUUGGCUAAUGAAAAGAAUGUGAGACAACUUAAAGAUGAUGUCGACAAAGUCAGACCAACAGAAGUGGCAAACUUUACGUCUGCACUCAUGAAGGCCUUUGAUUUAUUACAGGUCUUAAAUCGUACGAAAAUGGGCUGUCAGUGUAAUCAAGCAAUUAUGUUGAUAACUGACGGUGCUCCUCUAACAUUUGAAGUAGUCUUUAAAACAUAUAAUUGGCCAAAUAUACCGGUUCGGGUAUUUACAUAUCUUAUUGGACGUGAAGUAACCGAUAGUCAAGAAGUCUAUUGGAUGGCUUGUCAUAACAGAGGUUAUUAUACACAUGUGGCUAAUUUGGCCGAAGUUAGAGAACAGGUUCAACAAUAUAUACCAGUUAUGAGUCGUCCCAUUGUAUUAUCGGGAGAAAGAAUAUUCUCGUGGACUCCAGUUUAUGCACACGUGUCGGAAGUGCCUCUCAGUGAUUGGGUUUGGGAAGAAAAAGAAAAACAAAUAAAAUAUAAAAUAUUACAACAACAACAACAACAACAAAAUAAACAAGAAAUGGUUAGCGAUAGUCAAACCAAAGAAGAUUUUGAAGAUUCAGAUUUAAAUAAUAAUAAAGAUAUAGAAGAAGGUAGCACUGAAACGGAUGGUUUUCUACCCAUUCCUACUAUUAUUGAUAAUGAGGACACUCCUAUUAAUACGGAAUCUGAAUUUCCAAAAAAAUCUACAAAACCUAAAAGAAAUUUACAAUUAAUGACAACAUUAUCAACUCCUGUAUUUGAUACUCGAAACUAUACGAAUAUUACGCGAAAAAUUCUCGUCAAAAAUGUCUAUCAAGACUCUGAACCGGAGACCAUCAGAAUCGCCAACUUAUUAGGUGUGGCCGGAGUUGAUGUUCCCAUUAAAGAGAUUGUCAAACUAACGCCAGCAUUUAAGUUGGGCGUCAAUGGCUAUUCAUUUAUGAUAACUAAUAAUGGCUAUCUUUUAUAUCACCCGGAUCUUCGUCCAUUAUAUCAAGAAAUGCUUAAACCUUAUUACAGUUCUGUUGAUAUAUCCGAAGUAGAGUUGGCUGACACUGAUUCCCGUUCUCGAGAAAUGGAUGAAAAUAUAAAUGAAAUUAGAGGUAAUAUGAUUAAUAGGACAGUUGGGUGGAAAAAAGUUAAAGUUAAAAUACAUUUGGAUUCAAUGAAACGUGUUGUAACUCGUGUUAAUCAUUAUAUAUACGGCAAAAUCGAUUUCACACCAUUUAGUUUAGCUAUAGUAUUGCCAGAACCGUACGGUUCUUAUAGAGUCGAGGGUCAGAUUGAAGUGAAAGUCAGACGAGAAGAAAACUUUACGCAUUAUUUCCGCGAAAACAAUUGGAAAGUCCAUCCGGAUUGGGUUUACUGCGAAUCUCCGCAUAAAAUGUCUGCUAUUUUACCCGAAAAUGCUGAAGAAGCUAUCACUCAAUUUCUUAAAACUGUAGUAAAUGGACAUAACUUUAGAUGGAAGACAAGUAGUACAAGACCUCAAGUUUAUGAAACCAUUUCAUGUGACAAAUACUUAACACAAAGUUUAGUGUUUGAUGCAAAAGCCACUGAUAUCGAUACGUCUAAAUGUGGAACCAACUCAUACUCUACCAAAAUUGAAGAUCAAAAACUAAAAAUGUUUGGAAUAGUGACAACAUUUGUGGCCACACGUAGUGGACUCACGCGCUUUGAAGACCAUCGAAGUAAAGAAGAAAAGAAAAAUAAUACAUUUGAACGACCAUUCUUUGAUCAGUUCACUCGAGCAACUGAAGAGUUAUAUUAUAGACGUGCCGUAGAUUUUCAUGCUAUCAAUGACUCUGCGUUUGUAUUUUCUGUACCCUUUGACUCUCAUCAGAUGAAUAGGGAUGAAGUAUUGGUUACUGGAAGUCAUGCUAUAUUUUUAGGGACCGGGAAGUCAAGUGCUCCGGUUGCUGUCGUUGGACUUCAAUUCAAACAUUCAGUAUUUGUCGAGCGAUUCCUUAACAUAACUAACAAAUAUUCUAAGUCUUUAUGUUCUUCCGAUGAGAUCGACUGCUAUUUAUUAGAUAACAACGCUUUCAUUAUAUAUAGUAAAGAAUUUAGUCAUACGGGGAAGUUCUUCGGCGAAAUUGAUAACAAUAUUCUGGAGAAAUUGGUGGACAAAAGCAUAUACCGAAAAGUCCAUAUGUAUGACUAUCAGGCCAUUUGUUUCAAAAUUAUUACACCUCCCAGUCCCGCAUCAAUACUAUUGACUCCAUUCAAUCAUUUGAAAAGUUUACUUCUCUGGACGUGGUCUCACAUUUUAAGUCUUUAUAUUAACAUUUGGUAUAAUUCAUGGGUAAUCAGCUCUCAAAGUGAUUAUGAUUAUGGAUCGGAUUCUGAUGAUUAUAAUGAUAAAAGUGAUAAUCAACCUGGUAAUAAGAGCCUACCCUACCCUUGUGAUAAAGAGUUUGACUUAUAUGAAAUUGUAAGUCCAUUGUCUGAAGAACCCAUUCAAGGCGAUGAUAAUUGUGGACAAAACUGUGGCCGUCAAUACACUGUACAAUGGAUUCCUUAUACAAAUAUGAUAAUGGUUGUCAUACAUAAAACUUGUAACUGCGAUCCCAUAUCAACCAUCAAAUUUGAACUCAAAGAAGUUGUAUAUAAUGUUAGUUAUAGUUGUCAUCUAUUGAAGACAGAGUUGCCUCGUAAAAGACCCGUCAGUUGUCAUAACUAUCACCCACAGGAAAAAGAAAUCAAGCAAUGCGGCAAAGGAUCACAUUUAUAUCCAUCGUUUAUAUUUAUAUAUAGGAGUGAUUUAUAG